AUGGUAAUUACAGUAAGAAUACAGACUAAAAAAAGUACACAGCAUUUUAGACAUAUUCAACUAAUAAUAUCUGCAUGUCUUACAUUAAUCAUUGGUACAUUUACUAUCGUUUAUACAAUACAACAAGAUGCUAUUGAUAAAGCUUAUCGUCAACAACAUCUACUGGUUGUCCAAAUAUUACAUAAACAAACUGUCUACGAUACCUAUAUCGAUCAUAUUUCUACGCAACUUCUUGAACUCCCUGAAAAGUCACGUAGUAAAAAUGGCAUUUGGAAGCAAUUACAACAACAUAUAAGUGUAAAAACACUCAGUGUAUUGCCUCAAGUUAACUUAAAUCAACGUAAAAAUAUUCCAUUCUUUCUUUAUGACAAUGGUUUGAUUCGUUUGGACUCAGAUUCCGAUCCAGUAGAUUUAAGUGAAGCUGAUUUUUCUACUCUUCGUUUUGUGGAUAAUCAUAUUAUCUUAUUAAGGAUAUGGGUGUGGGUAUGA
Messenger RNA from Rotaria sp. Silwood1, 489 nucleotides. The record is from the annotation of a GenBank genome assembly. Lineage: Eukaryota; Metazoa; Rotifera; Eurotatoria; Philodinida; Philodinidae.